AUGGCGAGCUUGGAUUGUAUGGAGUGGUGUGAUCGAGAGAUCUAGACUUGGAAUCAGUCAAACAUUUUCCAGUUCCCCGGCAAGAUGUGGUUCUCUGCGAGUAUUUUGUUUGUUCUAGGAACACUAACAUUCGUCCAGGGCAACAUGCAGUUCCAUUUCUCCCUGGAUUUCCAUGUGAAGAAGCCACCGAAUUCGACUGAGCUGAUCGACAAGACCAUUAUUGUGAAGAACAAUCAGAUAUCGGUAGUGGACAAUGUGGAGACCUCUACGAAGUCUCCUAUGUCCCAGUGGACUGAUCAGGAUCAGUACAAUCAGGAUACUUUGCAAAAGGUGAUCGAUACACGAGAUUCGGUAAAGCAGCUGAACCAGGAGCUGUCACCCUUAGCGGGCAGAAGUACCGAACUGGCCAAAAGAAUCAAACAGAGUUUGCGUUAUGUCAACGAUGUGGAUGCCACCCUAGAGAAUUUGACCAACUUUGGGCAACUAGUAGAACUGCUCAGUAAGUUCGUUACUCUGGUGGAUAGCCUAAGGGAUCCGAACAUUCUCGGAGGAAUCCGUAGCCUUGAGUAUGUCCUCCUAAAGCUAGCUCUGGAGAAGUAUGAUCUCCCCAACAAACGACAAGAGAUCGGUGAAUAUUUAGAACGAGCGGAGAAUGCCUGGCGAAGAUACCAAAUCACGCAGGUGGUUCUCCUGGAUAACACCACCUGAUCCAAAUUAAUUUGCCUAAGGCCCAGAGACCUUGUUAGGAAUAUAGUUUUAGGAUAGGACAGGACAAAGACCAGCAUCAUUGGAAUAGACAAUCGCCUACACAAUCAUCUACUAGGGCGGCACGACCCUUGAAAGGAAUAAAAGGCAUCGAAGGGACUUCCUGUCUAUUAUUCGGUUUCACUGCAAUGCGCAGAAUUGCUACAGGUACGCCAGGGAACAGAGUUCCAGGGGAAGAAAACCCAAAUCUCCUAUGGUGCUCGAUUUCGUUAGGGCUGGAAAAUACGUUACACACGCUGGGAAUGCCUUUAUAUACUGCGCAAAAAAUAGUUUGUUAAUCGAAAAGUAAGCCUUAUUAUAAGACCUAGAAUUACAAGCAGUCUUAAGUAAAUUUCUUUAAAAAAUACAGUCUUUUACUUUAUUUUAA
Messenger RNA from Drosophila eugracilis, 1132 nucleotides. RefSeq lists its product as uncharacterized. The record is from RefSeq and is a predicted model, not a curated record. Bases 85 to 708 code for a protein of 207 amino acids. NCBI's taxonomy places the organism in Eukaryota, Metazoa, Arthropoda, Insecta, Diptera, Drosophilidae. The transcript has 2 exons.